Molecule: messenger RNA, 4461 nt
Organism: Lepisosteus oculatus (spotted gar)
Lineage: Eukaryota; Metazoa; Chordata; Actinopteri; Semionotiformes; Lepisosteidae
Gene: tmtops2b
Product: teleost multiple tissue opsin 2b
Biological process (GO): cellular response to light stimulus; visual perception; phototransduction
Cellular component (GO): plasma membrane; photoreceptor outer segment
Molecular function (GO): G protein-coupled photoreceptor activity
Source: RefSeq, a predicted model, not a curated record
UCAACGUAACAAAAAUAAAAAAAAACUGUUUCUCUUUCAAACUGACACGAUACAUCAGUAUUAUUUUUUAACAUAAUCUAAAACGCUCCCUUAAUGGAUCCUCUUUCAAAUUGAUGCGGACUUUAAGGAGCAUACAUACUGUAUAUACCAUUUUUCUUAUUUGACAAUAACAUUAUUUGCUUUCAAGAUAAAGCGUUGUCUGGAUGAAGAACUCGCACAGCUAACUGAUCUUUUUAUAUUUAUCCAAGGAUAUAAUUUCUUGUGUUAACGAAACGAAUCAGAGGCUGUGAACUCUUUGAUUUUCUAGCUGCGGAACGCGAGUAUGUUUUUUGAAGUAAGUAAUCUCAAUCACAGCUUCAAUCUGAGCGGAGAAGAUCCAUUUUCAUCUCUCGACCAAGAAUGGGGCGAAGGGUCAGAAGAGAAAUUAUCCAGGACAGGACAUACUGUGGUGUCUGUGUUUUUGGGAUCUAUUCUGAUUUUUGGGUUCUUUAAUAACCUAAUCGUGCUCGUCCUAUUCUGCAAGUUUAAAACUCUGAGGACACCCGUGAACAUGCUUCUGUUAAACAUCAGUGUGAGUGACAUGCUCGUCUGUGUCUUUGGCACCACACUGAGUUUCGCUUCGAGUAUCCGAGGAAGAUGGUUAGUAGGAAAACAAGGCUGCAUGUGGUAUGGCUUUAUCAAUUCCUGCUUUGGCAUUGUGUCCUUGAUCUCACUGGCAGUGCUGUCUUAUGACCGCUACAGCACCUUAACGGUCUACAACAAGCAAGUCACAGACUACAGGAAGCCCCUCCUAGCAGUAGGGGGCUCAUGGUUGUACUCCUUGAUGUGGACAGUACCUCCACUCCUGGGCUGGAGCAGCUACGGUCUUGAAGGAGCUGGAACAAGUUGUUCUGUAACCUGGACAGCUAGGUCACCCCAAUCAAUAUCCUACAUUAUCUGUCUCUUCAUCUUCUGCUUAGCUGUUCCGGUUCUGGUCAUGGUCUAUUGUUAUGGGCGCCUUCUAUAUGCAGUGAAACAGGUUGGGAAAAUCAGAAAGACUGCAGCCCGCAAAAGAGAAUACCAUAUCCUUUUCAUGGUGAUUACUACGGUAGUGUGCUACUUGCUAUGCUGGAUACCUUAUGGAGUGGUUGCAAUGCUAGCAACAUUUGGUAGACCGGGAACUGUAUCACCCAUAGCCAGUGUUGUGCCUUCUAUUUUAGCAAAGAGCAGCACGGUCUUCAACCCAUUGAUAUACAUUCUUAUGAACAAACAGUUUUAUGGAUGUUUUCUCAAACUUUUUCACUGCAAGCAAAGAUCAAGUGCAAAUGGACCAUUCUCGCUACAGUCAAGGACUACUGUUAUCCAACUUAAUCGUAGAGUGUACAACAACACAAUAGAUGGAACUGUUCAGAUAAACACAGCUGAUGAAGACCGUGAAGGUACACCUCCCAUGAAAGUAAAAUCAAAUCCUCCAGAAAUGAAUCCCUGACUUCUUGCUUAUUUGUAUACCUGUCAAGUCGAAAAUUUUCAGCAAGCAAGUAGGAAGGGACAUCCUCACCUUUCAACUCAUGUUGGAUAAGUCUGGUUUCAUACUGGGAUCACAUUGUAUAACAGUACCAGUUCAUAGCAUUAGAAUUUGAAUGUUAAUAUCUUUAACCAGGAAGGUUGAAGAUUUUAUCUAAUUUGAAAAUAUUAUUUCACUGUUCUGUAGAUGUAUAUUGUCUAAUGGGCAUUUAAACUGAAUUGCCUAUAUUGUGAAGAACAUAUAACAUAUAAUAAAGUGCCAUAAUUUACAAGCCACAUGAAACUGCAUAAAGCAAAAAUAUUUCCAAAAUAGUUUGACAAUACAAGAAGCAUAUUUCGACCUUUUCAGAAAGCAUUGUGAAAUAGGAAUUCACUGGUGUUUCUGUGAACCAUUGUUAUUCAUUACUGUUACUGCCUUUCACUGGAUUUGAAGGCAUGCAUAGUAUUUACCAUGAAAUAAUCUAAUUAUUUAUCAAUCUAGUUAUGAAGCAAAUCUGAAGAAUCAAUAAAAUCUAAUCAAAUAAAAACUGAACCAUGUAAAGACUACCUAUAAUAUUUUGGGAGUGUGGAGACUGGACUAUCAUAAUAUAAUGACUUCAUAACAAAUAACUUCUUGUAACUGAAAAAUCCAUUAGCAGUAAUUAUUUGUACUGGGGAUAUUUUUGGAAAAACUGUGCUGUACAUUAAUUUCAUGCAGAUUAUUCAGUACCACCUCACCGAUGUAACAUAACUGAGUGAAAGUCUGGUGUAUUUUGGUUUUGUACCUAGAUAAGACAAGCAAAUAAUGUCUAAUGUUGUGUUACAGCAAAUUAAAUUGCAGAUGACAUCUAAAAUAAACCACAAGAUGUUCAAUAAGUGGUACUGCAGGUAUUAGAGAACCCUGGGAAGUACUGGGGUGUUCUGAAACUACCAUAAACACUCUUAACAUCAUGAGCAGUGUUUAAAAAAAGUGUCAAAACAUGAUUAAUUUAUAAAAAAAAUGUAAAUUGAGGUAGAUAAUUCCAAGCAACAUGUACUCUGAAGACAUAUGAAAAAGGACUGUAGGUAAUAUGAUGUCUUCAACAUAUGUGUAUAGGUUUCACAUUGGUGAUGCCUAAUUAUAGCUGAAGUUUGCUGAAAACAAAUAGUGUUGUGUGAAUUGUCUAUCCUGGCACAGAAUCAAGACAGGUCACAAAUGCCAUUAACAAUUUACAAGAGCAAUUGUCAUGAGCUUUUCCAGUACUGAAGAACUAUAUUGGGAAUAUAAUUAAUUAUAGUACUCAGUUUUUUGUGAUGUUAUGGUAUGUAGAACUGCAAGAAGAUUUGAGCUCUUUUAGUACUCUGCUUCAAAAGUAAGUUUUGCAUUGUCCAUCUCCAAAAGUAUUUUGGAACUGAAAGGAAAUAGAUUUGUGAUUUGUGAUCUGAUCUGUAAUGUGUGCCAUAUUUCAUAAUAGCUACAAAACACACAGAAAAAUAUAAUUUCACUUUAAAAUGUAUUAAUAUAUGAAUUUGUACUACAUGAUUUUUAUGGAUAAAAUUGUCUUGGAAAAAGUGAAUACUUUAUUAAGCACUUCAAAGACUGCACAACAGCAAAGCAACAGUUUUAGGCUCUAGAAAAUCAUUGAGAGAACAUAUGCAAAACUGGAUUUCGUUCAGAUAAAUGUAAAAUAUAGGUCUGAAAUACAACUUUUUUAAAAUGAUGUUAAGUAACAUCGAAAGGAUAUUUUUAUCCAUUAUUAUAUAAUAACAUCAUCUUAUUAAAACACAAAUCGUAAUCAAAUUCAGGUAAAUGUCUUCUCCACUCUGAUAAUACCAAAUAUAAACUUUGUUCAACAGAAAUGCUAAAAUUACAUUGUCCUAAACUUCUAUAAUAAACAUCAAGAAAUAUUUUGACAAGUUCCUAGAUUACACUAGAUUAUUAUCUACCUUUCAGUAUAUACAUACAGUAUAACCACCUGGUAAGUACAUCUGACAUCAUGCUGUUAACUUCCAAUGUUACACUGACUGCAGGCUCCAACGUGAUGCCUAUGAAGAUAUUAUGCAACAAUUUGAAAUUCAGUAAUGGUAACGCCAGCUGCUUUAUAUGGAUAUCUUUAAGAUGGUCAUCCACAGCUUGGAGGUUAGGUUCACUAAGCAGGUUAACAAACUUUGUGUUCUUUUCAACCAUAGUUUUCAUCUUAGUCUAAUGCCAGAAAUAUGGCAGGAGUGUCUUUCUAUCAACUGUCUGUUCAAAACCUAACUGCUAAUCAUAUCCAGUCCCUACAUUAAGCAGCCAAUUCUAUCUGAAAAAAAAAAUCUGAAGGUGGGCGAAAAAAAUAUCCCUCUUCGCUAAGUUCACUUACAUAAUAUAGCCACGAGGUUAAACAUGUGUAAGUACUGUGAGAACGAUAACCCUAAACCUAGCUGGGGGCUAGAUUGAGCAACUAUGUAAUCGGUCUCUGAAGCCCUCUAUUCAUCAGAUCUGAAAAUCUUUCUCAAUCCAAAAGGCAUGAGCCUAAAACAAUCAAAUCCAUUAAUAAAAUUCUUGUCAAUUCAUCUUCUUCAAUAAUUUAUGUUCUUUAGGCACAUUUUCAAUCAAUUGAAAAACAGGGUUAGGUUUACCAUAUCCAUUCAAGUUUUACUCCAUUUAUACUUUAUUAUAAUGACAAAAUUGAAAGAGCUAAACAAUGGAAUGGGUGACUUGUAAUUAGAUUUAUUAUUCUAAAACCUCUUAUAAAGAUUUUACAAAGUUUUCUAAAUCAAACACAAAUACAAAGGGUUUUAGAACUUGUUAAUUAGUAUCAUUUUGAAGCAUUAAAUUUGGUACUUCAAUACACAUUAUUUAAACUUUCUCUUAAAAAGCUCUAUAACAAGGAUGUUUGCAAACAUUCUUUUUUCAGUCCUCCAAAAUAAUAAUCUUACAACAUAUAAACAUAUUUUUAUACUAUACUACAGACAUAUCUACUGGAAGUAUUCAAUACACAUGACAAUCGCUGAAUC